AAAUAAGCUAUUCCUGCGGUUCAAAGUGUUCGCAACCAUCGACGCAUUUGGGCGAAUUAGAGACAUUCCUACGGUGAACACGUUGGGACGGGAAAUGUAAUUAAAGACAACAAAGUUACAAAGUUGAAAAACGGGUCAUAAAUAUACUAGAGUGCAUUGUGGUAACAAACCAAAACAUACUCGUAUAGCACUCUGAAAAAAAUAGAACAAUUUUCAGUACAAGAAAGUUCAUUAGAGUCAAAGAACGUCCUUGCUGCCGCCGCUGCUAUUGGGCAAAAUGAAUUUGCAUUAUCCUAGCUGGUUUGGAUUGGGCCUCGUGUCACUUAUGCUGUUUUGCUGGAUAAACUCCUCGGUGGCAUUUCCCUCACUGGUGAUGCCUCGUUUGCACAGAUCCACUGAAAACGAGCUGAGUGCACAACAAAACCGAAAUAUGGGCUUUCCCCAGAUUGAUGAUGAUGUUCUCGAGUUGGAGCACUUGCGUGAAGUUCAUCCAGAGGAAUCUCUUGGUUACAAUCAUCAACAAAAAUCCGAGCCACUUAUAGCUGAGGAACCUCAGUCCUUGGUAAUGGACGACGAAACACUUCCGGAACUGGAGCAACAACUUGAAUCCGCUACACCUCAGCUUCAAAGCACUCAGGGCCCACCACAAAUGCCGGCUGAAAGUGCCGCCGAAACUCCACCAGAAUCAUUAGGCGGCGGUGAGCAAUCUAAAUCGACAGGAGCUCAUCGCCCACCUACUUUGCAGAGCAACGACGGUGGUAAAGCCGAAACAAAUGUUGAAAAGCCAAAAGCUAAGUGCCGGUUGGGUUUGCACGGAGCUGCACGUCUAGUUUAUGGCCAGAAUCCUGUUCUUCCAAAUACAACGGCAACUUCCACUGUGGCCGCGACAACAACCAAGCCUAGUACAACUUCAACAACGCCUCCACCACUUCCUCCUCCGGAGGAAUCACCAAGAGAAGAGAGUGAUGAAAGCGAUAAUGAUGCAGAUGCAUCGGCAGAGACAGCAGAGCCCGUUGAACCUAGCGAGAAAGUUGAUGUUGCAGAAACCGCCGAAAAGGUCGAACAACCAGCGGUAGAAACGCCGGAUGUAGCUAAUCAACCUUCACAAGAAGUUGAGGUGGCCACUGAACCUGCUGCGCCUGCUGUUGUUCCUGAGACGCCUAUUACAGUCGCAACCACACAGGCACCUGCCAAAGUCUACACAUACAGACCAAUGAGGACAACCAAGAAACCGCUGCGAGAAGAGGAACCGGAAAGGCAAGUAAUCGGUGACGUUAUAAUAGAUGAGGAAUCGGCACUGCGCAAAUCAACUUCUCGGCGAUCUGUGACCCAUAUGGCUCCCAAGACUGCCGAAAGCCUGCUGCGACACGGCAAUGGACAGUACUCGUCCUUUGAUAUGGCGCAAUAUGUCUUCUGGACCGGAGAUGAGGCAGGUGUCGCCCGCGCUGUAGAGGAGUUGAUCCAGCAGGAUAUGAUGAGCCGAGAGGAUGCCCUCAAGUUCUUACAUGAAAUACGAGUUGGAAUUGAAUAUCUGCAAAAGUCCUAUGCGAAUCGUAUAUUCCCUGAAGAAAUCCGUCACAACACAGUCAAGAAGAGUUUUUCGCUCAAGCCGUCCACAACGUCGUCGACCACUACAACGACUACCACGAGCACCACCACUACCACGGCUAAGCCCACUCUACACUAUUUAAAUUUCGAACAAAGUCUGGAAGAUCCAGAGAAUUUGAAUUUAGCUAAAGCAUUGGAUAGCAUUGCUGUGUGGCACAAGCUUCAGGCCAUGAACAAUAAUCAAGUAACACAAGAUUCCCCGGAUGAUGAAACCGAAUCCCGACGCACCAAAAUAGCAGAUUGUGACCACAAGGAGUAUAACUUGGAGGAGAUAAUAUACAAAUUGGCAAGGAUUAUGUUCACGGAAUCACUCACACAUGGUGAUGAGGCGCAAAGGGAAAUAAAGAAAUUGAUGGAUUUCUUUGAACGUGAACACGAACUAGGGGUAAUACCUUUGGACUUGGAGCAAAAAGUUAUACAUGUCCUUUUGCAAGCUCUGUCAGAUACAUUGACCGAGAAGCCGGAACUCUGGCCAGCAGCACAAUAUCCCUACAAUCGUUUGCUGCGCUCAUAUGCCCAAACAAACUAUAUGAGACCUAGUUCAACAAAUGUUUAAACUAUGCCACAUUCUUAAACAUCUGACUACUCCAACAUCGUAAAAAGAAAAGCUUAUCCAAAACUUAUUAUUAACAAUUUCGAAUAUUUAUAAACAAAGAGAAAACACCGACUCACCUAACUACGUACUCCUAUAUAAAAAUAUAAAAAACAUUUAUAGUAUUCACAAUAGCAAGUUAACGAUAACAAACUAACCAAAGCAUUCACAAUUUUGUAUUCAAAUGAAUUCUCGUGACACAAAACCAAAAUUUCGAUACAAAAAGUAAAAAAACAAAACAAAAAAAUAAAUAAAUAAACACAUUGAUAUCGUCCAUAGAGAAAUUCUGUCCCGCAGAAGAAAUGAAAGUUCGAAGUCAUCACCUGCAAUCAAUCAAAAUCUUAGGCGACAGCAGCAAAAUUGCAUUCAUUCAACAUAGCUUUCUUCGAAACGGCUCAGCAGAUGAGCGCAGCGUUAAUCAAACGUAGCUAAGAGCUCUGAUCAAUCACAAAAAUAAUUGAUUCAAUCACCGCAGCCUAACAACAAGUAAACAUUUAAUCAAAACGGCUUAGGGAUGAAAUCGAUACGGCUUUUCUCUUCCCUACAGCUGAAGUGGGUACUUGCUUAACGUGUAACCUUCCCUUCGUAGAAUAUGAGGGUCAUACAAAAGACAGUGUAUCAAAUGCACGAGUCUAACUCUUUGCUUUUCGUCGAGAUCCUGUGAACAUUUGGAAUAUAUGUAGAAUUUUUCCUUUACAUUUAUAUUUACAUACAUAUAUUAUAAAAUAAUAUAUCUAAAUAUUUGUAUAAAAUAUGAAAACAAGCAUUGCACCUUGAGGGAAUGUUUUCAAAACAUUCCCUCCCGUUUGCUUUUAGUCCAUCUAUAGCUUACAUUGUAAUCAUCGUCCUCCUCAUGUUUUAAGUUGCCAGAAAUUUAUUGUGAGCAACGAUAUUGCUCCCUUUCCCCUUAGAAAGAUACACCCUCCAUCAAUGCAUGUGCGAGGAUAGUGAAACCUUACUCACUUAAUGCUCUAUCACACUACAUGUUCUUGUCUUAUGACAUGUCAAAAUUGCCAAUUUACAUACGAUUCAUAAUUUUUGCUAUCACUUAAAAAUGUGAGCAAAAGCUGAUAUUUUAUGGCUUAAAAUUUUUAAAUUUGUUAAAAACAAUUUAAUUUGGGGUCGCUUUCAUUCUACUUACAAAAAAACAGCCGAUUUUUUAUGUUUUUGUCUAAUGGAUUGAAAAGUGAUUUUCAUGUGUUAUUUUUACUCGCAUCACACCACACUAUGUGUGUGUGUAACUUUAGCAAUAGCAAAAUGUGACAUGUCAUAAGACAAGAACAUGUAGUGAGAUGGGACCUUUACCUAGCAGGUGUUGUUUAAUGUAAAUCUAAAAGAAACCAAACAACAAGAAAAACCAGAGCAAAAUUAAAAAAAUUCCAGGAAUUUUUUUCAAUGUCAGACUUAAUGUUAUGAGCUUUACAUGUAUGUAUGUACGAUGUAUAUUGUAUAAAAAUAUUAAAAAAAAAACUUUAAAUGCCUAAUUUAGAAAAAUUAGGCCCACGUGUGUGUGCCAGCAGCAUCAAUGGACUGUACAUAUAACGAUAAAUAAUAUACCGAGGUUUAAUUGUAAUCGCCUGUAUUUUGCAUUGUUAGUUAGAGACACGUAUGGACCAUAGAGGAGCACCUGAUUUAUUGAUACUACCCAUAGUAUUGUACGCUGGUCCAAAACAUGUUUUAUUUCUACGAACUUUUGUUUAAUUUUUUUAGUGCACUCGAGUCUUUUUGUUUUAAUUGUUUAAAUGCAUCAACUAAUCAUGCAAGUCAUAAUAAAUACAAUAAAUACACACUCUUUAGUUCAGUUCAAGACCAACAAA
Stomoxys calcitrans (stable fly) is the source of this 4017-nucleotide messenger RNA. Its product is annotated as zinc metalloprotease ZmpB. The record is from RefSeq and is a predicted model, not a curated record. The coding region runs from base 278 to 2164 and encodes 628 amino acids. The transcript has 11 exons. Lineage: Eukaryota; Metazoa; Arthropoda; Insecta; Diptera; Muscidae.